CUUAUAUGACAAUGUAACUUGAUCAUUGGUGGAAGCCUACAAGGAAGACCCUGUCACGAUGGACAUCAUGCACAAACUAGAGGCACAAGACAAGGCCACAUCUGAUGAGUUUGUGAUGGUGGAUGGGUUGCUCUUUCUUGAGAAGGCAGGAUUUAAGAGGACACUCUUCAUCUUUAUACUGGCACUAGUUGGCGUCUUUUACCCAUAUAAUCGUGGGGCACUGUUCACUGCUCUCAUUGUGAUAUAUGCCUUGACAUCAGGAAUUGCUGGUUAUGUGGCAGCAUCCUACUAUCGUCAGUUGGAAGGCACAAACUGGGUGCAGAACAUAAUGUUGACAAGCUGCUUGUUCUGUGGACCACUCUUCUUGAACUUCUGCUUCCUCAAUAGUGUGGCAAUCUUUUACAAGGCCACAGCUGCACUGCCGUUCGGCACUAUAGUCAUCAUUUUCCUAAUCUGGACUUUGGUGACUUCCCCUUUAUUGGUGCUGGGAGGUAUUGCAGGGAAGAACAACAAAUCAGAGUUCUCUGCGCCUUGUAGGACAACCAAGUACCCAAGGGAGAUCCCUUCCCUCCCUUGGUAUCGGCAGACUAUCCCCCAGAUGGUGAUGGCCGGUUUCCUUCCAUUCAGUGCCAUUUACAUAGAGUUGUAUUACAUCUUCGCAAGUGUGUGGGGCCACAAGGUGUACACUAUCUACAGCAUAUUAUUUAUUGUGUUCAUCAUUCUGAUCAUCGUAACAGCCUUCAUUACCAUUGCUCUCACAUACUUCCAGCUUGCAGUAGAGGACCACAGAUGGUGGUGGAGGUCGCCGGCGUGGAGCCCCAGCUAUGGCACCAGAGUGGUAGCUACGGACUUGCACACCAAGAUCAGCUGGGAUGAUCUGAAGGCUGCGUGGCACAAGCGGUUCCAAGUCGAGCCGCCCGAGAUCAAGGUUAUGGACAAGCUCAUGGUCUUCGAGCAAGGCACACUGCCGAGUACCGACUGGAUCGCCGAGUACCAACGCUUGACGUCAGUCCCAGACAUCCAAAUGGGCUUCAAAGCCAUCCGCCACUACUUCAUCUCAAGGUCAUGUCCGACAUUAAGCAAUGCCCUGACUCACGUCGAGGACACCUUUACGACAACGGCGGAACUUUUUGACAAGGCCGCGCAGAUCAUUGUCACGAACAAGGAGGCCAAGAACGACGUUGGUUUCUUUCUUCAUCGGCAGCCCUUGCUGCUGCCUCGUCAUGUUGGCGCUGUUGUUCAAGUGCCAGCAGACGUGCCUGCUCGGCGUCCUCUGCCUUCUUCUUCGCUACUGCCGCUGCGUCAUCUUCCCGUUUCUUUGUUUCGGUACUCCAGGCCAUCAUCCGGGUGUGAUAGGCCUCGUUUGCUUCUCCGGACCUCUGGUCCAUGACGACUGUUUGUGAACGCAACAACAUAGACCAGGCCGGGGGCCUGCUGACGUGGUAUUCCCUGCUGCUGACGUGGCACUGCCGGCGUGGCAUGCUGACAUAGUCAGCUGACGUGGCCUGCUGACGUAGUCUGCUGACGUGGCCUGCUGACGUGGCAACUUACCAAUGUCGCCGCAGGGGGUACACUGAGACAGGUAGAGAAGGUAGGGCGAGAGGGGGCAACAACAUAGGUGGGGAGGGUGGGUGGGAAGAAUCGCCCAGAUAAGGAGCCACUAAUCAAAAAAGAAAAGUUUGAACUCUGCAAAAAAUUUCGAAAAAUGAAAAAAUUCCGAUUUUUGCAAGUUCAGUAGGUCUCUCGACCUCCCUUGAAGUGUGAAAUGAUCAAUGAGAAAAAAAAAAAAAAUUCGACUUCAGACUGCAAAUGAUUUAUAGAACUGACUAACAAAAUCCUAGAACUGCG
This is a messenger RNA of Chara braunii, 1848 nucleotides long. The record is from the annotation of a GenBank genome assembly. NCBI's taxonomy places the organism in Eukaryota, Viridiplantae, Streptophyta, Charophyceae, Charales, Characeae.